Messenger RNA from Mizuhopecten yessoensis (Yesso scallop), 793 nucleotides. RefSeq names its product 39S ribosomal protein L12, mitochondrial-like. Gene Ontology annotation, molecular function: structural constituent of ribosome. Gene Ontology annotation, biological process: mitochondrial transcription; translation. Lineage: Eukaryota; Metazoa; Mollusca; Bivalvia; Pectinida; Pectinidae. The coding region runs from base 114 to 674 and encodes 186 amino acids. The record is from RefSeq and is a predicted model, not a curated record. The transcript is spliced from 6 exons. Gene Ontology annotation, cellular component: mitochondrial large ribosomal subunit; ribosome.
CAUCUACAAGCAUCUUGGCUGUAAUCUUUGAAUUGAGGAAUUGCAACAUUAAAAGAAAACGUGGAGGUGACGUCGACCAGAAAGACGACCUUUUAUUUUCACUCGACGCAAAGAUGUUUAGUUCGACGACGCGCGUACUUUCUCUGUCGACUCGUCUUUCUAAACAGAUACAUAGAUUACAACGCCAGGAGAGGGUCAUUCAGGCAUGUGCAAAUUGUAUGCGAAGGGCUCAGUGCACAUUAGCUAGUCCACAUGAAAGUACUGAAAAGUCCUACCCUCCGAAGAUCCAAAGCAUUGUGGAAGAUAUUGGUCAGCUCACACUGCUUGAAGUAGCAGAUCUAAAUGAACUAUUGAAGAAAACUCUGAAGAUUAAAGAUGCUCCAGUCAUGGCAAUGGCUAGUGCCGGUCCUGCAGCUCCAGCAAAGGAGGAAGAGGAGGAAGUUACAACCACAAGAGAACAGACAUCAUUUGAUGUUAAACUACUUGGAUUUGAUACUGCCAAAAAGAUUGCACUGAUCAAAGAAAUCAAGAGUAUUUGUGGCCUCAAUUUAGUUCAGUCCAAGACUUUUGUGGAGAAGACACCGCAGAUAGUGAAAUCGGGUAUCUCUAAAGACGAAGCAGAGAAAAUGAAGGAAGCAUUAGUGGCUGUGGGAGCAUCAGUGGAUGUUUUGUAGAAAAAGAAAUUGAUAACUAUUUCAUAAUAGAAGAAACUUACUUAAAUGAUCAAGAAUUGGUGUUUAUACGGUGUAAAACUUGAAUAUUUGUGAUAAAAAAUACUGUACUUGUAUUGAUA